AUGAAAACCCUAUUUGCUGCAGAUAUUGCAUUGGUUCGGAAGGACUUGGGGGUAAUCACAGCUCGACUGCAAUCGUUGGAAGACUCUGGUGACACUGCGCACUGCGGGCAGGAUGCUCAGCAGUCCGAGCUAGACAAGCUCAAGCAAGCAAAUCUCCUCAUGGAAGGCAGAAUAGCAGUGCUGGAAGACUCCAAGCGACAACGCAAUCUCAAGAUUUGGAGCGUCCCUGAGGAUGUUACGGACUCCGAAAUCCCUCACUACCUCCGCCGCCUGCUAAGCAGCGUACUAACACCAUCCAAAGCUAAAGCGAUCUUGCUAGACAACUACUUCAGGAUCCCAAAACCAGCUAAGGCCCCGGACGGGGCUUCCAGGGACUUGCUAAUAUGCUUUCAAUCACUGCGCAGUAAGCAGCUGGUACAAGCAGCCAUCUGCGACGCACCUUCAUACCAUUUCGAAGGAGCCGACCUUACCUUCUUUAACGACCUGACGCGGUCCACCAUUGUCUGGCAGCAAGCCCUCCGUCCAUUAACCCAGCACUUGAGACAGCACGAGGUGGCAUACUGCUGGGGUCCAGGCCGCAAACUUACUGUGCUUCACGACAGAAAGAGAAUCCCGCUACAGCAACAAUCGGAUGCAAGGAAAUUCUUCAAGGCACUGGGGCUGCCUACUCCAGAGGCCCAGCAGGCACACACUCUAGGUGCGGACUCCCAACCAUCGACCCAGAUGUGGGACGUGAGAAAUGUCCGACCCUUCUACCCGAAAACAAGACCCACAGCAGUGGAAUCAAACCUGGUCGGCACUUCAGAUUUGUCUCCGGCACAGGGACAGUCCUUCUAA
Molecule: messenger RNA, 837 nt
Organism: Pelobates cultripes (western spadefoot toad)
Lineage: Eukaryota; Metazoa; Chordata; Amphibia; Anura; Pelobatidae
Source: the annotation of a GenBank genome assembly